CAAUAUUGUUUGCUUGCUUGCGUCAGGAUUUUGAUUGAUUUUUUUUUGGACACAACAUGAAGCUGUGAAAUAUAAUACAAUUUGGGACAACUCCUUGGCCAUGAAUACCGCCUGUACUUUUUUGUCUUAUUGCACUGGAUUGCAGUAGAAAGUGAAACAUUCCUGUUAUUAUGGCACAAGUUACACACACUAAAUAUUUGUUUUAAUUAAAUUACCAAUGUUUUUGAACAGUAAAAAAAGUGAAGGCAGGUUACCAGCUCAGGUUAAACUUACCCAGUGGAAACAUUUGAAUAGGCUCAUGUAAGCUAUGGUGUUAGAUAGGACGUAGUUUACAGAAAGUCUUGUGUCCGCUUAUUUUACUGAAGCAUAUAUCUUUAAAGUGAAUCAUUACAGUGUGUAUGUGUGUGUGUUUGUUUGUGUGUGCAUGUGUGUGUGUGUGUACACGCACACCUGUGGUCUGUCCCCUCCCAGAGUAUUAGAGCUAAUCAGCUUGACUCUGCAGCACAGAUCUCCACUUUAUAGGGAUAUGCUAAUCUUAAAUGACAGAACCAAUGCGUUAGCUGUAGCUCAGCAGGAACCUCCUGAAGCUCUGAUAGCAAACCCUCAGUUCGGUCAUGCUCGAACCAGAACAUGGCCCUAUGAUGCAGGUGGAGCACACCCAUACAAGGUGUUGGGUGUGUGUGCUGAGCUGCCUUCUGCUCGCCUGCCUGUACGUUGGCAGCUUGUACGUCUGGAGAAGCAGCUUACCCAGGGAUCAUCCCGGUUUGAUAAAGCGUCGCUGUGCCAGUGUGCUGCUGGUCUCUGCACUGUCACCUGCAGUGGUGAAGGCAUGGAUGCACUGGGCUGAUGUCAAGGUCGAUGCGUCUGUGUGGCAGUUGAUGGGAGUUCGUUUGGAAGGUCUGGUUCCUGCAGCCGUACUGCCACUACUUCUAACCGUGGUAUGUCCGAGAGUCUCAACCCAGAUUGUAUUUUAUCUCGGCCCCCUGGUUCAUUCUGUGAUAGACAACCCCGACGGCUUCACACUGCAGUCUGCACUAAAUGUUCAAUCAUGGAUGCUGUGUGUGGGAGAUGCAGUGUGGCUCAGGAACCAGGUGGUGGCACCGGUGACGGAGGAGCUGGUGUUCAGAGGGGCCAUGCUGCCCAUGCUGGUGCCCUGCACAGGACCCACAGCUGCCAUCUUCAUGGCCCCUCUGUUCUUCGGUGUUGCCCACUUCCACCAUAUCGUAGAGCAACGUCGCCUCCACAAGGACAGUAUGAGUGUCAUCCUCUUGGUGUCAGGGAGUCAGUUCUUGUACACAACUGUGUUCGGUGCCUUCACUUCCUUUAUAUUCAUGAGAACUGGUCACGUUGUGGGUCCAGUUUUGUGCCAUUCGUUCUGUAACAGUCAAGGGCUGCCUGACAUCAGCUCGGCCCUGCAACACCCUCAGCGGUCUGCUCUACUUUUCUCGUAUCUGAUGGGGCUGCUGCUCUUUCUGCUGCUUCUCUUCACGCUGACAGACCCCUUCUUCUAUGGUGCCAUUCCUGUCUGCAGCCUGGCUACCCCCGCAGCGUCGGCAUGCUAGAUUAAAUUAAAUUAAAUAUACUCCUCUUAAAACUUCUUGUUUUUAU
Anarrhichthys ocellatus (wolf-eel) is the source of this 1608-nucleotide messenger RNA. RefSeq names its product CAAX prenyl protease 2-like. The record is from RefSeq and is a predicted model, not a curated record. Lineage: Eukaryota; Metazoa; Chordata; Actinopteri; Perciformes; Anarhichadidae. Bases 615 to 1562 code for a protein of 315 amino acids. Gene Ontology annotation, cellular component: endoplasmic reticulum membrane. The transcript is spliced from 8 exons. Gene Ontology annotation, biological process: CAAX-box protein processing. Gene Ontology annotation, molecular function: metalloendopeptidase activity.